UCUUCCUUUCACGUGCUCAUCGUUCAGCAUCGAGUGGCGGUCGUCGGUUGGUCGGUCGGUUGGUGACGGUGGCGUUAGUAGCAUAGUAGUAAGCGCUAUACAUAAAGGCAACGGAGAUGUUAAUAGAUCCUUUAUUCAGUUCGUAUACGAAUGCAACAAUAGACUAUCAGUGCAACAAAAAAAAACACCGUUGAGAGAAUCACUCUCCACACAGUCGAGCUGUGCAGAUUUGUUUGUAACUAUUUUGCAGAGAAUCGCGAGCGUAGAGGAUCCACCGUUCUGCUUCGGAAAAACUUGGCGGCGGUGUGGCAGAUGUAGCAGUACAGAAAAAACCUAUUACUUAGAUCUACAGUUAAUAAAAGGGAAGCUUGCGGAGUUGUGAUGAGACAGUUGAUUUCGGUGUUCUGAAAGUGAAGCAGCAAUUAUUCAGCGCGAGCAGCCGGUGUGUGUAAAAAGGACAACAACGAAGCAAAAUGAUGAAGUUUUUGGGUCUAUCACUAAUCCUCGCUCUGACCAUCGUGGACCAGACGUUAGCACAGAACAACCAGUACCUACCUCCGGACAAGGGAUACGCCUACGAUAAGCCAAACCAAGCCUUCCCAUCUGCCACCCAGCCACAGCAGGUUCGGCCAUCCCCUCCGGCCCCACCUCGGCCAGCUCCAUCCUACGGACCACCACCACCAGCCGGAGGUGAUACUCAUGUUCACGAACCGGGAAUGCCGUUCGAUUUCAACUACAACGUGAACGAUAUCGAGAGUGGAAACGACUACUCGCACAACGCUGUCAGUGACGGUGAUGUGACCCGCGGAGAAUACCGUGUUCAGCUCCCCGACGGACGGACCCAGGUCGUGCGCUACACUGCCGACUGGAAGAAUGGGUACAACGCUGAGGUGACGUACGAAGGUGAAGCCAAGUACCCCGAAGGACCAGGUCAAGGCGGCGCCAAUUCAGAGAAAACCGAUUUUGGAAAACAGAUUCUGAAGCACGCGACAACGCACACUCUUUCCGACGCAGGGCGGAAACUGGUUGUCGAUACGGUCGCUCGCUUUCACAUAUCCCUGGGGCGUAAAACUACCGUCGAAACAUUGAGUGACCUCAGCGACGUGAUCGUAUGCGUCUUCACUCACGAAUCGAAGGAGACGUACUAUUUACCAAAAGCAGGCCGAACGAAUCCCGGCGGAAAGAUCUUUAGCAGAAUAAAUUAUAUAAAGCAGUCCGAACGUCAAAGAGCCAAUAAAGAGAAAACGCAUACCGCUCCCGAAAUCGAAGGGAACAUCGAAUCUUGUGAACAAACGGCUGAAGUACAAGCAGCAGUGCAGUGGCUCAGCUUAAAUACAUCCCCUUGGCCAACCGUACUUUCGCUGUGGGCAGUCAGUUUCCCUACGAGGAAGCAAUUUUUGCGGAAAUUUGGUCAUGCGCAGCAGUUGAUCAACGACUAUCCACAGCUGCAAGAAGAGUUUGGAUACCAACUGUUGGAUAUUGAUUUUUGGAAGCUCGGUUUGGGGAACCCGGCAGAAUAUUCCCAAAAGUGGGAGGCACUAUAUGAACCCGUGGCACAAUUCGUAAACAAGAACGGAAAGGACUCUUCGUCGAAGCGCUUGGUGCAAGGUUUAAGAAACACCGCAAAUUCUUCCGAUAUUCGUUUACUGUAUCUUCUUCACGCUUUAAGCACAGUGCUUAUUCCAGUCAAAGCGUCAAAGGGGUUCAAACCCACCGUGUUGGUCGCACAAUCGGACACCUUCAUGCUGGCUGGCAGCAGAGAUUUAGGGCAAAUCAAACUCCAAGAAACACUGGAAAUUUACGAGAACCAAAAGAUUCCUGUGGCCCCAAAGCUGAUCGUGAUUGGGGAUUCAUUGGAAACUGCUUCGGGACAGUGUUUCGUAGUUUAUAAAACACUUCAUUAUGAGCUGUCUACUAUUAUGCGUGGAGUCGAUGUGCAACUCAAACUGCAAAUGGUGCUAGGGUUACCAGUUUCUCGGUUCUCUAAAUUGGUUUGGAUUUUUAUAGAGAAAUUUGUAUACGAAGCAGAGCCAUCGCAGGGCAGUUAUAUGGCUCUCUACUGCUGUCUGUUCCUGCUAGCUGCUAUUUUAGUGGCAAACGCUAAACCGGAGGCUCCACUCAAUUCCUAUCUACCACCGGGGCAUAGUCAUGGAAAUAACAAUAACGGGUUUCACGACGAUCGCCACAGCCACGGCGAUGAUCGCCACCACAACAACGGAGAUCAUGGCGACAACGAUCUAGUGCCACCUUCGUCCAGUUAUGGUACACCAGAUAGCAGCUAUGGACCACCGCAUCAUCAGUCGGGCUUUCGACCGGAUCAUCAUGAACAUCACGAGCACCACGAGGAUCAUACCGAUUCGUAUGACGAUGAACCGGCAAAAUAUGAAUUCACCUAUGAGGUCGACGACGAGGAUGCGGAUCUUUCCUUCGGACACGAAGAAAUGAGAGAUGGAGAUUACACCACCGGGAAGUACAACGUAUUACUUCCCGAUGGUAGGCGACAGAUCGUGGAGUACGAAGCUGACAAGAAAGGAUAUCGGCCAAAGAUUACCUACGAGGGCGGCGAUGAGCACCCGCAUCACCACGAUCACCCACAUUUGCAUAAACAUCACCAGGGAUAUCCACACGAGACGCCUCAUAACCAGCUGGGAUACCCGGAGAGUGGACAUCAUCACCAGGAGGAGGAACAUGCUCGCGAAGGCGGACACAGCCGGGCAGAUCACGGCAUUCAUGAUGGUGGCCAUAAUGGUUACGACAGCAAUGGCCAUGAGCAUCAUGGCCACCAUGGAAAUGGCUACUCGAAUGGGAACGGAAAUGGUCAUCACCGUCGGCGGCACUCCAGUGAUGGCCACGGAAGCAAUGGUCACGAUCCUAACGGAAAUGGGCACAAUCAUGGACAUAACCAUCACGGUGGUGGGAGUGGAAAUGCGAACGGAAAUGGCAAUGGAAACGGUGGUCAUCACCAUGGAGCAGGACAUCGUCACAAUGGAUAUCAUUAGUAUUUAGGGAGAACCGGAGAACGGAACACGACCACAGCACGCACCAAUGACCGAGGCUCAACUCAAGUUGAACGAAUGCAUUUAAUCCCCGUGUAGUACAAAUUAGCGAUACUUAUUUAUUUAUAGACAUGCUAUUAACAAUGCUAUUAACAGGUACUUAAAUCGGUCCAAUUGCCGAUUAAGUAUCACUUCGUGGACCAUUAAUCAACUUAUAUAUCCUAUACAAGUGUUAUUUAAGUAGAUAGCAACAAUACGCUCAAGCCAGUAAGCUAAAAAACUAAUGAAGCAAUAAAGCACCACACCAGCAAGGCAAUCAUCGAAACAAAAAAUCCACUGGUCCCCGUGGCCAAUACGCUGGAUUCGAUGGUUCAAAAAAUGAUCACAAAA
Molecule: messenger RNA, 3386 nt
Organism: Topomyia yanbarensis
Lineage: Eukaryota; Metazoa; Arthropoda; Insecta; Diptera; Culicidae
Exons: 12
Coding region: 474-2999 (841 amino acids)
Cellular component (GO): extracellular matrix
Source: RefSeq, a predicted model, not a curated record